This is a messenger RNA of Vicia faba (fava bean), 432 nucleotides long. Lineage: Eukaryota; Viridiplantae; Streptophyta; Magnoliopsida; Fabales; Fabaceae. The record is from the annotation of a GenBank genome assembly.
AUGGCGGUCAACUCCAAUAUCAUUCAAGUCUUUUGUAAUCAAGAAGCAAGGAAGAAGCAUAAGGUUAUGCUUGUUUCCAAGGCACCUCUUCCAAUUUCUCGUUGUUUGUCUUCUCCUGAAGUAGACAUUCCCGAAGAAGAACCCGCUUCUGCAAUGAAUGAACAAACUACAGAAGCUACUGCUUCUGAGAUGGUUGAAUUUGAGAACUCUUCUGCUGAAGAUGGUAGCCCUUAUGUUGUUUUGAAGACUACUGUUACUACAGAAAUGCCACAUGGGUUGAAGGAAACUUUAGAAGAGUUGAAGAAAACAAAUACCAUCAUCCUACAGCGUCUUGACAAGCAAGACCAGUGGAUUGAAGAGCAUUCUAGCCUCUCCAACUUGAUGAAGGAAAUCAUAGCAAGGCAGCCUCCUCCUCCUCCACCAAACCCUUAG